Messenger RNA from Racocetra persica, 1309 nucleotides. Lineage: Eukaryota; Fungi; Glomeromycota; Glomeromycetes; Diversisporales; Gigasporaceae. The record is from the annotation of a GenBank genome assembly.
AUGCAACUUCGUUUAGAUACCUUAUUCAAUCAGCAAAAAGAAACUGGCCAACAGCAAGAAAAGCUACUACAAUUUCGUUGGGAACAACUGGAAAAAGCACUAAAAACCAAUAAGGAGAGCUUAACCCAACAACAAAAAGAACAAGAAAAUUUACUAAAAACCCACUUGGAUUCAUUAAGCAAACAACAAAAAUCUAGUAGUGAAAGCCAAGAAAAAUUACUCCAAUUGCGAUUAGAUUCUUUCGGGCAAGAACUAAAAUCAAGUAAGGAAGCUUUAAGCCAAAUUAAUAAUCUCUUACUUACCCCUUUUAAACGGGGACGGCUGGGCAAUAUUCAACUCGAUCGUUUGCUAUCGCUUUAUUUGCCCAAAGACGAUAGAAUUUAUCGCUUAGAGUAUACUCUAAAAAAGAAAACCGCCAAAGGGGAAGGUUUGCGACCUGAUGCGGUUAUUUUUGGGAUUGAGAAGAAAAACAACUUAGCCAUUGACAGCAAAUUUCCUUUUGAAAAUUACCUCUCGGCUGGACAAGAAGGAAUUUCUCCCACCGAAGAGGAAGAGAGAACUAAAAAGUUCAAGGAAAACCUAAAAACCCAUAUUAAAAAAAUCGCUGAGUAUAUUUCGCCGCUGGACCACACUAAGCACGUUAUCAUGUUUAUUCCUAGUGAGGUAGUUUUUGCUAAGAUUAACGAACAAAGUUAUUACGAUAUAAUUGAAUUUGCUCUAACUAAGAAAGUCUCUUUAUUAACAAAAUCAAACAAAGCCUUGCAAGAAUUUAACAUUAGUGUUGAGAAGAUAACUAAACACGGAGAAAGUAUCAAAAAAAUAGAGACCACCCCCCAAUUAACCAAUGAAAGCACUUUUUCUCCCUCGGUUUUACGAGAGAAAGAAGAAAACACUGCGAAAACACAGCCUUUAAAUGCUUGGGAAGAAAGAAUUCGCCGAGUAGAAGCCGGAGAAGGUUAUUUUCUUUGUGGAAAAAAUUUACGGCAAGAAGUUCGGAAAUUAGUGGGGGCGACUACUGGCCUUCGUUGCUGUUUAAACUGCGAAGAAAAACUCCGGAAAGUUGAAAGCAAUAGAUAUAAACCUCCUUUUGAUAUUCCAUUAUCAGUAGCCAAAUAUUUUUACGAGAAGGGUAUCGAUGAUACUGCUAUUAUACAAAGUGGCGGGCCAGUGCUGGAAGGGAUAUUUUACGCUAUGAAAGAAUGCCGACAAAAAUAUGGUGAUUAUCAAAAAUUAUUUAUACAAAUUCCUUCUUUGACUAACGAGAAAUUGGUGGAAAAAACUAAAACCAAGCCGUGGGAAUUAGCUCGUC